Messenger RNA from Condylostylus longicornis, 3536 nucleotides. RefSeq names its product liprin-alpha-2-like. The transcript is spliced from 3 exons. Lineage: Eukaryota; Metazoa; Arthropoda; Insecta; Diptera; Dolichopodidae. The record is from RefSeq and is a predicted model, not a curated record. Bases 1986 to 2351 code for a protein of 121 amino acids.
AGUUUAUUACAACAAAAUAUACUCGUAUUGGAUUUUUCUAUAUUUUUUUUUUUGUUUUUAUCAAAAAGUCUCCAAAAGAAGCAAAAGAAAAACAAAAUUAAAAAGAAAAAUCAUGAAAAAAAAAACAUUUCUAACUUCAAGCAAAUCUCCGCGCUUGCAACAAUUUGACGUUUUCUUUUUCGUAGCAAGAAAAUUUUUUUAUUUAAUUAUAAUUUUUCAUUUAUAAAAAUGUAUUUAAUAAUAUUAAAAAUAUAUAAAACUUGAAAAUAAAAAUUUCUUUAAUAAAAUUUCUACAAUAUUCACUUAAAAUCUAUUAAAAAUUUAUAAAAUUAUCGGUAUUAAAAUCAAAAAAAAAAAAAAAGAUAGAAAAAAGUGUAGAAGGCAAAAAAAAAGUCUAAAAAUCUUUUUUUAUAAAAAAAAAGCAAGAAAUUCAUGCAGAACACGAGACGGGGCGGCUAAAUUGAUUUUAAUUCAACUCAAAAAAAAAAAACAAAAAAAUACAAUAGAAAAAUUAAUUUUUUUUCUUGUUAUAAAAAGUUCAAAAAAUAAAAAAACGAACAGAAAGAUAAAAUCUUUUUUUUUGAGUGUUUAAACGGGGGUGUUUAUUAGAGUUACAAAAUAAAAAAAAAAAAAAAAAAACAAAAUGAAAAAGAAAUUAUGCAAAAAAAAAAAUUCAUAUUGAAUAUUUUAUAAGUACACAUUAAUUAUAAAUGACACAUAAAAUCUAAUAAGAUUUCAAAGAACUCACAAAUAAGAAAAAAAAACUGAUAAAAAUAAGAAAAAAAAACAACAAAAGUAACAAAAAAUUCUUGUAAUCAAAAAAUGAAAAUGAAUAUUUUUCGUGGUUGUGUGUGUUUUUUAAAUAUCAAAUAAUAAAUUUGUAAAAAUGUAUAAUUUUAUAAACGCAACCAUAUAUACGGCCGUCUUUUGAUUGUAAAUUGAAACCACCCUGUCAAAUAAGGCAAACUUUGCAACCACAGGCAAAAAAAAAAACUCAGAAUUUUUCAUGUUUUCUAAUUACUACUAAAUUCAUCUUUUAAUUUUAAUUCUAAAUAAUCACCCCCCUUUUGAAGAAAAAAUAUAAGAUAUAGAAAAUUUUCAAAUUAAAAUUUGUAAAGGAAAAAAAUCAAAUAAGAUUUCUAAAAUCAACAUUUUAAGUUGGAAAAGUACACCAAUCUACCUACCUACAUGAACUUAUAUACAUAUAUUUAAAUUACCAUCAUAUAUAUGUACGUAUAUGUCAACCUACAUAAUAUUAUAUACAUAAAUGCCUAUAUGUACCUAUUCAAGUGAGACUAUGGUGUGUGCUAUUUGAAAAGAUUUUUUUUUUUUUUAAAUGAAAAUCAAUUUACUAAUAAAAAAAAUUUUGAAAUAAAAUGUUUGGAAUUUUUGAAAUUUUUUCAAUUUAAAAGAAAAUUUUUUUUUAAAAAAUAUUCAAAUUAAAAGAAAAAAAAAGUAGCCAAAAUCAAUAAUGUGAAUUGUAAUAUUAAAAUUAAAAAAAAAAAAACUCCUUUAAUAACAAUAAAAAAGGAAAAAAAAAUAUUUGUAAAAAUUUCUUUUUUUUUUUUUUUGCUUUGGUGUUUUAUUUUUUUUUAUAUUAUUCAUUUAUUUUUUUAUGUUUAAUAGUAGGUACCUACCUACAUACUAUCGUGGGGUGUUUUCAGAAAAAAAAUCUUUUCAUUGAAUACAUAACUACUCAACUAUAUGUAUGUGCUUACAUACAUAAUUUGUAAUAAGUAUUUUCUGUGGAUAUUAUCUAUAUACAUACAUACAUCACAAUAUAUAACCAAAUAUGCAUAAGAAACUACGAUAUAACAGGAUAAUAUACAUGAGUAUAUAGAAUAUAGAAAUACAAAUAAAAUAAAAGUAAAAUUUAUACUAAAAUUAAUUGUUUUUUAAAUAGUAUAAAUAAAACAAUAACAAAAAAUUAAUAAGAUUUGUGAAAAGAAAAAAAUUUAUAAUAAGUAUAUAAAAAAAAAGAAAAAAUGUGGAACAUGAUGUGCGAUGUAAUGCCAACAAUAUCUGAGGAUAGUAUAUCCCAGAGAUCAUCACAAUUUAGUGGUGAAGAUGCUAAUUUUGAGCAAUUAAUGGUUUCAAUGUUAGAUGAACGUGAUAAAUUAAUGGAUAGCUUAAGGGAGGCACAAGAACGUCUCUCUGAAUCUGAAAUGAAAUUACAAGAAGCUGAAAAAGAACGUGAUAGUUUACAUAGGCAAAUAAAUGCUAAUUUACCACAGGUAAGUGUUAUUCAUCUAAAAUUCGAAGACAUCGCAAAAUAUAUUUUACUGAAUAAACAUGAAUCAAGGUAUAUAUAUACAUAUAUGUAUUAUAAUAUAAAUGUGCUGUUGAAAUGAAUUGAUAUACCAAGCCAAUAUUCUUGUGUCUAUUGAAUAUGAUUUAAUUGUUUAUGCAACUGAAAUAAUGUUUGACGUACAUAGCUACCUCUCGAAUUAUUCAAAAGUGUUGUAACUUUAAUUUCAUUAAGUGCAUAAUCCGAAAAAAUAUUUUAAUUUUUUUUUUGCAUUAUUGAAAUUGAAUUAAUGUUAUACGUAGAAGUAGCUGGUCAGAAUAAAUAAACAUUAAAACAUCGGGCAUUAGGUGCUCUUUAAGUUAACCCGUAUGAAAUACCUAUGCUUUAAACAAAUAAAUAAAAAAUAUAUAAUUUCUAUAGUUAUUUAACCAAUUCACUUUGAAAUAAAAACAUUUAGAAAUAUGGUUUUUUAUGAUUUAGUUAUGUUGAGUUAUAAAAAAGUAAAAAGAUUUAUAAAAAUAUUUUUGUAUAUUAGUGUACAAAUAGUAUUUAAAAUGGACGCGUGACAUAUGGAAUAAUUCGCGCUUUUACACUGUGUAACUUGUAUUGAAGUCUACGUUCAAUUUGUAAGCCUCUUUAACACAGAAAUAAAUUCUUUCUCUCUUCAUUUAAAUUUAUAGUUAUAAGAGAAUGUAAAGUUCAACGCAAUCAACAGUUUAAAACGACCAAAUCACAUAAAAAAUAAGCCAUUUCAUUUACUGGAUACAAUUUUUGUGACACUAUGAAAGAAAAAAAUUUCUUUUUAUAAAUAAUGUGCAGAAUAAAAUUCUUUAUUAAAAAUUUUAUUGAAUUUUAUAUUUCUUUUAUUAUUAUUGCAUUUAACUUUAGAAGUCUAUAACUUUGCAAAUAAUAAUAUCCCCUAUGCUUAUGGUAUUGUCUUAAUUUGCAUAAUAGACCAAUUGUAACAAAAUGUAUAUGUACAUACUUACAUACACGCGGCUGUACAUAAUAUGUGGUUAACAUAUAUAUACGAGUAUAUAUACCAAAUAAAUUUUCUUCAACUGUUAGUGUCUUUUAUUUUUUGUAAUUUCAUCAAUUAAAAUAAAAUUAACAAGAAUGAGGGGAAAGUUAAUAUAUAAUUUGUGCAUAUACAUACAUACAUAUAUUAUAUUUGUUAAUGUAUAUUGUGGGCAUUUUGUCUUGCAUACAAAGUUAAAAAAUGUUUACCAACACUGAGAUGACAAUAUACAAAUGAAACAAUAAUAAUUUAACAUGUUGCUUGCUGGUG